AUGAGAGUAUUAUUAUCAUUAGUUGUAAUUUUAUUCAUUAUAAAUUCAGCCUUUGCUGUAAAGAUUAAUAUUGGUCGUCCAACCAAAUCACAUAAAACUAUCCAUCACGAAACUUGGGUAGAAGAACAAACUGAUCAAUUCGAUAAUAUUAAAGUUGGCCAAUUAUUAGGUUUCAAGAGAAGUCCAAACAGACCAAAACUUCAAAUUAAAUCUUAUGAUCCAUUAGGAGUUCAAAUUCCAACUUCUUUCAAUGCUCAAACCAACUGGCCAAAUUGUACUACCAUUAGUCAGAUUCAAAAUCAAGCAAGAUGUGGUUCUUGUUGGGCUUUUGGUGCUACAGAAUCAGCUACUGAUCGUUUAUGUAUUCACAAUAAUGAAAAUGUUCAAUUAAGUUUUAUGGAUAUGGUUACUUGUGAUGAAACUGAUAACGGUUGUGAAGGUGGUGAUGCCUUCUCUGCAUGGAAUUGGUUAAGAAAGCAAGGUGCUGUAUCAGAAGAAUGUCUUCCAUAUACAAUUCCAACUUGUCCACCAGCUCAACAACCAUGUUUAAAUUUUGUCAACACUCCAUCAUGUACUAAAGAGUGUCAAUCAAAUUCCUCUUUAAUUUAUUCUCAAGACAAACAUAAAAUGGCUAAAAUUUAUUCUUUCGACUCUGAUGAAGCAAUCAUGCAAGAAAUUGUUACUAAUGGUCCAGUCGAAGCUUGUUUCACUGUCUUUGAAGAUUUCCUUGCUUACAAAUCUGGUGUUUACGUCCACACAACUGGUAAAGAUUUAGGUGGUCACUGUGUUAAACUCGUUGGUUUCGGUACCUUAAAUGGUGUUGAUUACUAUGCCGCUAACAACCAAUGGACAACUUCAUGGGGUGAUAAUGGAACUUUCUUAAUCAAACGUGGUGAUUGCGGUAUCUCUGAUGACGUUGUUGCUGGUUUACCAUAA
Dictyostelium discoideum AX4 is the source of this 936-nucleotide messenger RNA. RefSeq names its product peptidase C1A family protein (gene ctsB). The record is from RefSeq and is a predicted model, not a curated record. Gene Ontology annotation, molecular function: catalytic activity, acting on a protein; cysteine-type peptidase activity; hydrolase activity. The transcript has 2 exons. NCBI's taxonomy places the organism in Eukaryota, Evosea, Eumycetozoa, Dictyosteliales, Dictyosteliaceae. Bases 1 to 936 code for a protein of 311 amino acids. Gene Ontology annotation, cellular component: lysosome. Gene Ontology annotation, biological process: proteolysis.